Molecule: messenger RNA, 1800 nt
Organism: Ambispora leptoticha
Lineage: Eukaryota; Fungi; Glomeromycota; Glomeromycetes; Archaeosporales; Ambisporaceae
Source: the annotation of a GenBank genome assembly
GUUAAUAAAGAAAGUCCUACAUCUCAACAGACAAAUGUAGAACCUAUAGUUAGUAAAAAGGCCUCGAAAAAGCGCGGGAAAAAUACCAGUGGCGAUCAAACCUCCCCUUUAACUCAACAGAAUCACAAGGAGCCUUCAUCAAAGAACAAAUCACCCGCUAAAAAGCGCGUAAAGAAAGAUAUUAUUGAUCAAGCCACGUCUCCAACACAAACAUUACAACAGGAUACUGAGACUUCGUUAACUAAAUCACGAUUAAAGAAAAGCAGUAUUGAUCAAGCCACGCCUCCGUCUCUACAGGAAAAUAACGCGCACUCAUCAAAUAAAAAAGUGUCAAAAAAGAAAGAUGUAAAGGAAAGUGUCAUUGACCAAGUUACGCCUCCGUCUCCACAGAAAAAUUAUGAGCCACCAUCAAAUACCAACAUCGUUCAAGCUAUGUCCUCGUCUCCGUUUGAAAACAAGCCUUCAUCAAAUAAAAAAUCAUCAAUAAAGAAGGAUAUAAAGGAAAGUAUCAUUGAUCAAGCUACACCUCCGUCUCCACAGAAAAAUAACGAGCGUCCGUCAGAUAAAAAAUCACCCGUUGAGAAGCGCAUCGAAGAAAGCAGCAGUGUUCGGGCUACACUUCCGCUUCCACAGGAUAUUAAAGAGCCUCCAUUACCUAAAAAAUCUCAGACAAAAAAGAGCGUCAGGGAAAGCAGAGUCUCGUCAUCUUCACAGGAAAAAAUGGACAUUAACGACCUCAACAGAAAAAAAUCGUCUUUAUUAUCUCGAAAGAACGAUAUCAAACCGAUGUUACCACCCGAAGUUCUAAUAGAGCGACAACUUCAGGAUGAAGCGAAUAUUGAAGAAAUCUGGUCAACUUAUUUGCAAUUAGAAGCGACCAGUAAGAUCACAUUAUUGAAGAGGGAAAAUUUUAUUGCAAUUAUAAAUCAAAUUUUAAAAAAUUAUAAUUCAGAUUUGGCCCCCCAAAGAAUAUCCAAAGUUCUCGAAGACAUGAAAUUAUGCAAAUAUUCAAUCUGGCAGGAUGAAAAAAAUAUAGUAAUAGAAAUAUAUUUGUGCAAUGGAAACUUGAAAGAUGCCCGGACAUUAUUCGACGAAAUUCAUAAAGCUAAGGUUGAAACACAAUCUGAUAAUCCAUUUACUAAGGCAGCUAAUUUGAUGAUUGAAGCUUAUGGAAAAGAAAAAGAUCUUAACCAAGUAGAAGAGAUUCUAAAAAUAAUGAAAAGCAAAGAGAUUCUCGCCGAUGUAAAUACAGACAAGGCCUUAAGAAAAGUUGUUUUGAAUAAUAUGGGAAAUGGAUCCUCAUCGUGGUUUGAUCAAUUAGUAAUUCGCCAACUUGUGAAUUCUGUUCUAGCGAGAGAAAUAUGCGUAGAAUUUGCUAAAAUUGGAAAAUUCAAUGAGGCUCUUGAAUUAUAUGUAAACAUGAAAGCAGUGAACAUGCAGCUGGAACUUGAUGAUUUUUUGAAGAUUAUCAAUGAAAUGAAAAAGGCAAAUCAUGAAAAAGAAGCAUUGGACAUGAUCGAUGAAUUGGUCUCUUCAAAAUUGAUCUUAAAUCAAGAAGCAUUAGGUAUAAUUUCUGAUUUAUAUCUAGAAACUAUAAGUCUAGAGAAAGCUUACGAUUUUCUUAUUGGAUUGAUAAAAAGAGGAUAUAACUUGGAUAUUAGAUUUUUCAAUAAAUUAAUUCAGCAAUAUGCAAGACUUGGAAAAGUUAAUUCAACUCUUUCACUUGUGACCAGGAUGAAAAGCGUUGGAAUUCUACCUGAUUUUGAUACUUAUACUUCGUUGCUUGAAUUAUUCAUAAAG